Molecule: messenger RNA, 885 nt
Organism: Macadamia integrifolia
Lineage: Eukaryota; Viridiplantae; Streptophyta; Magnoliopsida; Proteales; Proteaceae
Product: protein P21-like
Exons: 1
Coding region: 53-841 (262 amino acids)
Biological process (GO): defense response
Cellular component (GO): extracellular region
Source: RefSeq, a predicted model, not a curated record
UUGGAGAACUAUAAACAAAACCCAAAACCCCUUUUAAACAAUUACUUGUGAAAUGGGCAUCCCGUCCAACCUUCCCACCUUCUUCUUCUUCUUCUUCUUCCUCUUCUCUAGCAUCCCCUUCUGGGUCUCCCAGGCAACUAACUUUGAGGUUACAAACCAAUGCUCCUACACAGUUUGGGCUGCUUCUACUCCAAGUGGAGGAAAGCAACUCAAACCAGGCGAAACCUGGAACAUCAUCAACAUGACCACUACUGGCACAAGCGGUCGGAUCUGGGGCCGAACCAAUUGCUCAUUCAAUGCUUCCGGCAAUGGAAGUUGCGAGACCGGCGACUGUGAUAACCAGUUCGAGUGCAGAAGCUACGGUGCCACACCUGUCACCCUUGCCGAAUUCUCACUGAAUCAAUACAAUAACUUGGAUUACUACGACCUCUCUCUUGUAGACGGAUUUAACAUCCCAAUGGAGAUUAGCCCAAACAACAGCAAUUGCCGAUCAGUGAAGUGCGCCGCCGACAUUAACAGCGAAUGUCCGGUGGAGUUAGAGACCCCCGGAGGUUGUAACCACCCGUGCACCGUCUUCAAGACUGAUCUUUACUGUUGUAAAUCUGGCAAUAAUUGCUCAGCCACAUACUUAUCCGGCUUCUUCAAGAGUAAGUGCCCAGAUGCUUAUAGUUAUGCUUAUGAUGAUCCGUCUACAUUCACCUGCCCUACUGGUUCUGACUAUAGGGUUGUCUUUUGCCCUGCACUCUCUUCUCCAUCCCCAGUUUCUCCUCCUCCUUAUGAUGCUUCUUUUACUCACAUGUGUGUGAGUGUGAGGAUGAUCAAUGUGAAUGUACAAUAUUAGGGCUUCUCUUGUGGAGGUCAUCAUAUAGAUAGAUUUUCAGAUUC